GUCUAAUUUUGGCAUAAUAUAAAAGUUCGGUUUAAGUAAGUACAUUAAUGAAAGGAACAGAGCAGAUCAGUGCCCCUCUGUUUCUGUGUCUAUCCGUUCGGAACAAAUAGGUUGAGAUUUUGAACCAACAAAUAAUAAUGUUGUUUAUUUUUAUUCUUUUAUAAUGCAAAAGUAAUGUUUUUCUUUUUAUUAUUUUCAAUUACCAUACAAUAAAAGUAAAAAACUUUUUAUUGUUUAUUACUACACAAACUAAUAAUAAUGGUAAUAAUAAUAGUAAGAAGAAGAAGAAGAAAAGGAGAAGUGAUGUGGAGAAUGGGGAAGUGCAUGGGAGGGGAGGGGGUACGUGUAUGGUGUUGCUAUGUAAUAGGAUUAUAUUUGGUAUAUACGUGAAGAGAGAAGAACAACGUAAGCUCAAAUUAGCAAUGCAUGCGGAUCAUCAUCCUUUUCCUUUUCUUUCUCUUCUUCUUCUUCUUCUUCUUCCUUCAUCAUCAUCAUCCCUCUCUUUCUUUCAUCAAAACAAAAAUAACAAAACUCUGUAGACAUCACCACCUUCUCUUUCUCUUUCUUUUUCUCUUUCUGUUGUCUUUUCUUAACUUCCAUUCCAUCAAUGGAUGAACUCAGAAUAGAAGACGAUGAAAGAGAGGCACUCGCCGGUCUAAGUAGUGUCCCACCGCCACGCAAGUCCCAAUCUUACAGCCAACAGCUCCGGACAACCUCUGCUCCAGCCCCCAAACGCAACCACCAACAACGCAACCACAGCCUCGACGACACCCAGAUGCCCCAACUCACCCUCUACGACUCCGACGACGACGAUGAAUUCUUUCCUUAUUCUUCCACCACCAACCCCAACCAGAGACUCGACCAGAACCUCUGCGCAGACCUCCCCUCCGAGGAUCACCGCCAUUAUCAGCCACUGCCCGAGUUUAUUGGAAACGGCGGUGGUGCUGGCAUUUUCAAAGUUCCAGGACGUGCUGCUGUCCACCCCGGACGGCCGCCGUGCUUGGAGCUGCGGCCGCAUCCCCUAAGGGAAACCCAAGUGGGAAAAUUCCUGAGGAACAUUGCUUGCUCGGAGACGCAGCUGUGGGCAGGUCAGGAGAGUGGGCUACGUGUGUGUCAUUUCAAGGAUGCUUACGAAGGUGGAUGUGGCCUCGGUGGGAGGGUAUUGAGGGGUGACGAGGAUGCAGCGCCCUACCAAGAAUCAGCCAACACAUCCCCCAUCUUGUGUUUGAUGGCUGACCAGGGGAAUAGGCUUGUUUGGAGUGGGCAUAAGGAUGGAAAGAUUCGAUCUUGGAGAGCUGAUCAACCUUUGGAUGCAACCCCAUCAACCCCUUUUAAGGAAGCCCUUGCUUGGCAGGCACACCGGGGACCUGUUCUUGCUAUGGCAAUGACAUUUCAUGGUGAUCUGUGGUCGGGUUCUGAAGGUGGUGUUAUUAGGAUGUGGCCAUGGGAAUCCAUAGAAAAAUCUCUUUUAUUGAAACCAGAAGAAAGAUACAUGGCUGCUUUGUUGGUGGAGAGGUCAUUCGUGGACCUUAGAAGUCAAGUCACAGUCAAUGGUGUUUGUAGCUUAUCUUCUCAAGACGUCAAGUGUUUGUUAUAUGAUAAGACUAGAGCCAAAAUCUGGUGUGCUGGAUCUCUCUCAUUCUCAUUGUGGGAUGCGCGUUCAAGGGAGCUUGUGAAAGUGUUUAACAUAGAAGGGCAGAUCGAGAAUAGAGUUGACAUUUCAUCAGUCCAGCAAGAACAGACAGCUGUAGAAGAUGAGAUGAAGGUAAAAUUUGUGAAUCCAUCGAAAAAGGAAAAAUCUGGGGGCUUUCUACAACGGUCGCGUAAUGCUAUUAUGGGAGCUGCAGAUGUGGUUCGGAGAGUGGCAACUAGAGGUGCAGGGGCAUUUGUAGAAGAUACCAAGAGAACAGAAGCUCUAGUGAUAACCGCGGAUGGCAUGAUAUGGAGUGGAUGUACAAAUGGGUUGUUGGUGCAGUGGGACGGCAAUGGAAACCGUGUGCAAGAUUUCAGCCAUCACCCGUGUGCUGUACAAUGCUUUUGCACUUUCGGGACGAGACUAUAUGUAGGGUAUGUCAGUGGCAUCAUUCAGGUGUUGGAUUUAGAAGGAAAUCUGAUUUCUGGGUGGGUUGCUCACAGCAGUCCUGUAAUCAAAUUGGCUGUUGGAAAUGGCCAUGUUUUUAGCCUGGCUACUCAUGGUGGCAUUCGCGGUUGGAACAUUACAUCUCCAGGGCCUAUCGACAAUAUCUUGCGUUCAGAAUUGGCUGCAAAAGAAAAGAUAUAUACCAGAAGAGACAAUGUUAGACUUUUGGUUGGGACAUGGAAUGUUGGUCAAGGAAGAGCCUCUCAUGAUGCACUUAUGUCAUGGUUGGGCUCUGCUGUCCCAGAUGUUGGUAUUGUUGUAAUUGGAUUGCAAGAAGUUGAGAUGGGGGCUGGCUUUCUUGCAAUGUCUGCCGCGAAAGAAACUGUAGGGCUUGAAGGAAGUUCUGUUGGACAAUGGUGGCUGGACAACAUAGGCAAGGCAUUGGAUGAAGGAAAAACGUUUGAGCGCAUGGGAUCUAGGCAACUGGCAGGCUUGCUCAUAUCUCUAUGGGUAAGAAAGAAUCUUAGAACGCAUGUUGGGGAUAUUGACGCUGGAGCAGUUCCAUGUGGGUUUGGUCGUGCUAUUGGUAAUAAGGGAGGUGUUGGUUUGAAGAUCAGAGUUUACGACAGGAUAAUGUGUUUUGUGAACUGUCACCUGGCUGCACAUUUGGAAGCUGUGAAUCGCCGGAAUGCUGAUUUCGAUCACAUUUAUCGCAACAUGGUGUUCAACAGAUCAUCAUAUUUCCUUAAUAAUUCAGCUGGUAUGGUGAAGCUCCUAAUUUUGUGUUUCUGUGUUGCCUUGUCCACAUAUUUAUCAUGGCUCCUUUAUUCUUCUGGCUUCCCAUGGCUACUCUGUCUUGCAGCUGGAGUCUCAACUGGUUCUCAUAUGAUGCGUGGAACAAAUGCUAUGGGUGGAAACUCUGAAGAAGCAAGGCCUGAACUAGCAGAGGCAGAUAUGGUUGUGUUCUUGGGUGAUUUCAAUUACAGGCUUUUUGGCAUAUCUUACGAUGAAGCGAGGGACUUCGUUUCUCAGAGAUGCUUUGAUUGGCUCAGAGAAAAGGAUCAGCUGAGGGCAGAGAUGAAAGCUGGUAAAGUUUUUCAAGGGAUGCGUGAGGCACUCAUAAAAUUCCCUCCCACUUACAAGUUUGAAAGGCACCAAGCUGGUUUGUCAGGAUAUGAUUCUGGCGAGAAAAAACGAAUUCCUGCAUGGUGUGACAGAAUAAUAUAUCGCGACAGCAGACCGGCUCCAGUGUUUGAGUGUGGUCUAGAGUGUCCUGUUGUGGCAUCAGUUUUGCAGUACGAGGCAUGCAUGGAUGUGACUGAUAGCGAUCACAAGCCUGUACGGUGUAAAUUCAACGUUCAAAUCUCCCAUGUUGACAGAUCAGAGAGGAGAAAGGAGUUUGGAACAAUUUACAAAUCCAACGAAAAGAUCCAGUCGAUGCUCCAAGAGUUAUGUUAUGUUCCAGAUACAAGUGUGAGCACUAACAGUAUAGUCCUCCAGAAUCAGGACACUUUCAAUCUACAGAUCUCCAACAAUAGUUCCAACGACAUAGCCAUAUUUAGAAUUGUUUGUGAAGGACAGAGCACUAUCAAGGAGGGUCAAGAAGUAGAACAAGAAGAAGCUGAGGAGGGUGCAGUUGCGGGGUAUCAACCAAGAGGGUCCUUCGGCUUUCCAAGAUGGCUGGAGGUGUCACCGGCAGCAGGGAUGAUCAAAGGCGAGCAAGUGGUUGAAGUAUCAAUCAGGCAUGAAGAGGUUCACAGCGUGGAAGAGUUUGUAGAGGGCAUUCCACAGAAUUGGUGGUCAGAGGACACACGAGACAAGCAAGUUAUUUUGGCAGUGAAUGUCCAAGGCAGUUGUUCCACUGGAAUAAACACUCACCGAAUAUGUGUGCGCCAUUGUUUCUCUUCCAAUAAGACACUACGCCUUGACUCAAAACUAUCCACCACCUCCAAAAAGACUUCCUUCCAAAUCACAGAUUCUCGCCAAACUUCUGAUCAUACUACUACUACUCAUCAUGACAAAUCAUCAUCAUCAUCAUCAUACAAGGCAGAUCCACCCAGGACUGACAAUUUGAAGCAGUUGUAGAUGCAUAUACAUAUAUGCCCAUACCCACACUACUUACUACUACAUAUUUAUUUUUUAGGCAUUUUCUUCAUUUAUUUUUCACUUUGAUGUACAGAGUGUUACCUUUUCUUCACACAACAUCACUAAUGCGAGUUGUAAGAGAGAAAUUGGACACUUAAGAAGACUUAAGUGAUUUUAACAUUUUUUUUUUUGUUUUCAAUUACGUACGUACUUAGAUGCAUUAAAGGAAUCCUUAUGGUCAUCAGUUCAUUAAUUAAUACAAGAACUUUUAAACCCAA
Molecule: messenger RNA, 4443 nt
Organism: Cannabis sativa
Lineage: Eukaryota; Viridiplantae; Streptophyta; Magnoliopsida; Rosales; Cannabaceae
Product: type I inositol polyphosphate 5-phosphatase 12
Exons: 10
Coding region: 608-4165 (1185 amino acids)
Biological process (GO): phosphatidylinositol dephosphorylation
Molecular function (GO): phosphatase activity; protein binding
Source: RefSeq, a predicted model, not a curated record